This is a messenger RNA of Zophobas morio, 535 nucleotides long. RefSeq names its product V-type proton ATPase subunit e 2-like. Bases 109 to 366 code for a protein of 85 amino acids. Lineage: Eukaryota; Metazoa; Arthropoda; Insecta; Coleoptera; Tenebrionidae. Gene Ontology annotation, biological process: proton transmembrane transport. Gene Ontology annotation, molecular function: proton-transporting ATPase activity, rotational mechanism. The record is from RefSeq and is a predicted model, not a curated record. The transcript is spliced from 4 exons. Gene Ontology annotation, cellular component: plasma membrane proton-transporting V-type ATPase complex; proton-transporting V-type ATPase, V0 domain.
AUAUGACUUUUGACGUUUGUGGUCCUUGUAAUCCCGUGAUACUCAAAGGGGUUUGCCACUUUAACAAAGUCGUUCGAUUUUUCGCGUUUAUUUAACGAAAAUCGAAAAAUGGGUGCGUCGGCUCUGCCUUUCAUCGUUUUCACUGUGUUGUGGGGCGGGGUUGGUAUUGUUCUACCGAUAAUUGUGCCCAAAGGACCUAAUCGAGGCAUUAUUCAAGUAAUUCUGAUGUUGACGGGGGUGACUUGUUGGUUGUUCUGGUUGUGCUGCUAUGUAGCACAGAUGAAUCCCUUAAUCGGUCCUAGAUUGGAUAAGCACAUGUUGUUAAUAAUGGCCAAAGAAUGGGGAAAUCCACUCAUCUCAACAUAAACAAAAUACAUUCCACACUAAUUUUAAUUUAAUGUUAUUGUGUUUCUGUACAUAAAGAAUUGUCGCCCCUUAUGUUGUUGAUAGGUUUAUUCAUUUGAUUGAGAUAUUAUGAUAAAUCUGGUUUCGUUCUAUUGUAACUAGAGGUGUUAAUAAAUAAUAUUAAUAUUCA